AUGUUUUCCGUGUACUUGCUCUUUGUGAGUUUGGCUGUCGUUGCCCUCAGCACCCUCGUCAUUGGAUUCGGACGCAAAGGUGGUGAAAGCCCCCGCGAGACUGGACUUGUCACUAUCCCAGAAAAACCGCAGGCUGACGUCCCGACCGUUACUGAUCCACCCAAGGUGCAGCCGUGGAAGGACUGGCUUCAGACUGAGAUGGCGGCAUCAAACGACCCGUCUCGGCCAUGGCUAGAUUGGAAGCCCAACAUGAGUGACCCGAGUGAUAAACCGUGGCUUCACUGGAACAAGAGGAAGAUGGAACAAGGUCGUUCAGGAGCUUACGGGGACCCCGAUUUCAGACGAGAACCAGGGUCGGGGCCUACGAAGGAAAUGAUGGGCACUUAUCCCGUCAUCAAUCCCGCUCGUGUCUGA
Fusarium falciforme is the source of this 414-nucleotide messenger RNA. RefSeq lists its product as hypothetical. The transcript has 2 exons. The coding region runs from base 1 to 414 and encodes 137 amino acids. NCBI's taxonomy places the organism in Eukaryota, Fungi, Ascomycota, Sordariomycetes, Hypocreales, Nectriaceae. The record is from RefSeq and is a predicted model, not a curated record.